GAUUUCAACAAACAGAUUCAUCGAAGAUGUCUUUCACAAUCUCCACAAGCUUCUUUCAACCGCUCGACCUGAAAUCAUCGCAUUUUGGAUCCAGAUCGAAGCUUACCAGUACCGGUAUUGUGUGUUCCGGCGCCGGAGCAGAAGACAAAAGCAAGGUAACCGAUGGAAACGCAUCGUUGAAAGCGUUGUCCGCAGCACUCGCACUCUCUUCGAUUUUGGUUUCGUCGACGGUGCCUGCGCUUCCGGCAAUGGCCGACAUCUCGGGACUCACUCCUUGUAAAGACUCCAAGCAGUUUGCCAAGAGAGAGAAGCAGCAGCUCAAGAAGCUGGAAAGUUCUCUCAAGCUUUACGCACCGGAUAGUGCUCCUGCACUUGCUAUUAAGGCUACAAUGGAGAAGACCAAGCGCAGAUUCGACAACUAUGGAAAGCAAGGAUUGUUGUGUGGAUCGGACGGGCUACCACACUUGAUCGUGAGUGGAGACCAAAGGCACUGGGGCGAAUUCAUUACCCCCGGGAUUCUAUUUCUGUACAUAGCCGGAUGGAUCGGGUGGGUCGGAAGGAGUUACUUGAUAGCUAUUCGGGAUGAAAAGAAGCCUACACAAAAAGAGAUCAUCAUCGACGUUCCUUUAGCUUCCCGACUCGUAUUCCGUGGAUUUAGUUGGCCCGUUGCUGCUUACCGUGAGUUCUUGAAUGGUGAACUUAUCGACCCGACCGUCUAACUUCUUGUUUUGCUACAAAUCUAUAUGUAUCUAAUGUUCUUUAUUUUCCGAUACUUUGUUUGUGGCUAAAUUUUAAGGGAUUGUUUCACAACUUGAAAUGUACAUUUUUCUAUCGAUUUAGAACAUC
This is a messenger RNA of Cynara cardunculus var. scolymus (artichoke), 846 nucleotides long. RefSeq names its product photosystem I reaction center subunit III, chloroplastic. Bases 27 to 719 code for a protein of 230 amino acids. The record is from RefSeq and is a predicted model, not a curated record. Gene Ontology annotation, cellular component: photosystem I reaction center; photosystem I; chloroplast thylakoid membrane. The transcript is spliced from 2 exons. Gene Ontology annotation, biological process: photosynthesis. NCBI's taxonomy places the organism in Eukaryota, Viridiplantae, Streptophyta, Magnoliopsida, Asterales, Asteraceae.